CCAGAGGACAGCUUCAGCGGGCGGUGGAGCCAGCUUGUGCUGGAGCAGGAGAGUACCCUCACCUUCAGGUGUCAGUUCCAGCUGCGCAUGUACCCUGUCGACCGUCAGCGGUGCCUCCUGGUCUUCACCGUACACGACCUCACCAACAAGUUCGCAGUCCUCACGCAGGACGCUGCUGGGGUGAAGUUCGAGGGAUCCCGGCGCCUGCUGGAGUACGAGCUGGUGAAGGAGUCACUGACAGCCAUGGUACAGGCCAACACCAGCCUGGUGCGGGUUGUGCUGGAGUUCGACAACCUCUUCGGCUACUACAUCUGCAACACCUUCGUGCCCAGCCUCAUGCUCGUCAUCAUCUGCUUCCUGACGCUCUUCUUCGACUUGGCAGACUUCCAGGACCGCAUCAUGGUGUCCCUGACGGCGAUGCUGGUGCUGGCCACGUUCUUCAGCCAGACCAGCCUCACCAUGCCCAAGACCUCGUACAUGAAGCUCAUCGACAUAUGGUACCUGGCGCUCAUCUGCGAGGACUUCCUCAUCAUCGUCUCCCUCGUGUUGCUGGAGAACCUCCGCCUUCAGCAGCAGAGCAGCCUCCUCAAGGUUCAGGUCCUCUCCUUGCAUCACCACCACCAAGGAAGGAGGAACAACAAGCAGGACGUCGCACGCUUCCGGUCUGAUGACAGAGCCGCGGAACUCAAUCGAAAACUGGUCAUCUUCUUCCCUGUGACGUUAUUGAUAUUUUUGAUCUCUUUCUUCGUUGUGUGCUUCUGUGGGUGAAAGACCGGAGGGCUCGUGCCCCUGCAAACACAAAACCACUGUCCCUAUUCUCUGCUUGUUACAACUUGUAAUAAAGGUGUUACAUCUUGUUAUAACGUUUUUAUGACGUUUUAGAACGUUUUUAUAACGUUAUAUAUAUUGGAUGUAAUUACGUUUUGUUAGGUAUUAAAACUUAUUUGAAGGUUGUAGCAACGUCGUAGUUUCGUCGUGUGUUUGGCAGGGUGUUGCCUCUGUGCUUUCUUGUCCUCUGAAAGGUCAUCAAUGAUCCUCUAAAAUCGCCAUCAAUGGUCCUCAAUACGGGAUAUCAAUGAUGCCCUGAAGGGUCAUGCAUGAAGAAAGAUCAUUGUUUAGGGAACACAUUUCUAAUAGAUUUACAAAUAUUUAAUGCUAGGUAGUGUUGAAAAUUCACUAUUGCAUAUAUUCAAAUGAUAGUGUUCUGAUUUAAAAUAAUUUAUAUACCAGGUUUAUAUUAACCUGAAAUUCAGUUGACAGAGUUUCUCCUCCCAAUCUAAAAUGAUAUUAUUUUCAGACCAUUUGUUUUGAGAAAUAUUUCAAUGUUAUAACGAAUAAUUGUAUGCAUAUGAACAAAAAUUCUUUAGUUAUUUAUGCAUAGGUUCUGUAGGUAUGUAUCAUGUCUAUAUAAUUGAUGUGUUCAUUUUGCGUACAGUAAUCUUGACGUCAAAAUGCGACGUUCUAUUAGGAGGACGGGUUGUUCCACCUGUCCUCGUAAUAGUACCUCGCAUUUUGACGUAUACUCUACCUAAGGCCAAAAAUUGUUGUACUAGAAAAUGGAAGCAGCUCAUUUAAAUUUUACAUACUUUCCCGUUUUCUGUUUUGGGUCCACUGGUA
Procambarus clarkii (red swamp crayfish) is the source of this 1617-nucleotide messenger RNA. RefSeq lists its product as uncharacterized. Gene Ontology annotation, molecular function: protein binding; extracellular ligand-gated monoatomic ion channel activity; transmembrane signaling receptor activity. Lineage: Eukaryota; Metazoa; Arthropoda; Malacostraca; Decapoda; Cambaridae. Gene Ontology annotation, biological process: monoatomic ion transmembrane transport; signal transduction; chemical synaptic transmission. Gene Ontology annotation, cellular component: neuron projection; synapse; plasma membrane. The record is from RefSeq and is a predicted model, not a curated record.